UGCGGCUGAGUGGCAGCUUCCAUCCGGUGGGUUUUGCUUGGCGCACCCGGGAGGCGGGGCCAGCGGGGCAAGAUGGAGUUAGUGCAGGUCCUGAAACGCGGGCUGCAGCAGAUCACCGGCCACGGCGGUCUCCGAGGCUAUCUACGGGUUUUUUUCAGGACAAAUGAUGCGAAGGUUGGUACAUUAGUGGGGGAAGACAAAUAUGGAAACAAAUACUAUGAAGACAACAAGCAAUUUUUUGGCCGUCACCGAUGGGUUGUAUAUACUACUGAAAUGAAUGGCAAAAACACAUUCUGGGAUGUGGAUGGAAGCAUGGUGCCUCCUGAAUGCUCUCUUCCUGCUUCUGCUGUCUUGCUGACCCACGCUGCUGCCCCAAGCUUGGGACUGGGCCUGAGAAGGGAGGAGUUAUUCAUCUCUUCAAGCUUUCAGGCCUCAGGAAGAAUCUUUCAGUAAGCCAUGGUACAUACUUCGGCUUUUUGUCUGAAUUUAUUUGGAAGUCACUGGAAGGUAAGAUAGGGUUUUUUAACAUUUGGAAUAAUCCCGAACUUUCAGAAUUAUUACUAAUAUUUUAAUAAAAGUAAGUUGCCAAAUUGAUGCCCCAUCACUCCUGAAUACUUUAGUGUGUACGUCUUGCAAACAAGAACAUUGUCCUACAUAACCACAAUAUGACCAUAAAUAUCAGGAAAGUAACAAAGAUACACUAUGAAAGGGAGGCAAAAUUUUACCCUUAUCCUCUUAGGGCUUUUUGGUUGGGCUUGAGAAUUAAAGACAUGUUAACAGGAGAAAAGCAUACAAAUUUAUUUAAUAUAAGAGUUCCGUGAUGUGGAGCCCUCAUAAGGGAUGAAGACCCAAAGAUGCAGUUUAUGUUGAACACUUAGAUACUGAAUUGGACAAGGAGUAGAACACUGAAAAUGAGAAGACAAAGGGACUUGGGCUUGAGUAAGUUAAUUGGGUGGAGAAGUGACUAAGAAGAUAAAAGUUAAUUUAACAAAGUUUGUGCAGAUUUCCCUUGACCUCAAUUUCCUGUCCUUGAUGUAGAAUGAUAGUUUCCUUCUGGUAUAGGGAGGAUAUCUUUGAUGUGGGAAUUUUUUCUCCUGCUUUCAGAAAGAAAAAGGCUACAUUAUUCUUGUGCCUGCUGUUUUUCUUUACCUUUUUUUUUUUUUUUUUUUUUUUUUGAGACAAGGUCCUGCUCUGUCACCCAGGCUGGAGUGCAGUGGUACAGUCUGCAGCCUCGACCUCCUGGGCUCAAAUGAUCCUCCUAUCUCAGCCUCCCAAGUAGGUGGGAUUACAGGCGUGUGCCACUACACCUGGCGAAUUUUUGUAUUUUUAGUAGAGACGGGGUUUCACCAUGUUGGCCAGGCUGGUCUUGAACUCCUGGCCUCAAGUGAUCUGCCUACCUCGGCCUCCCAAAGUGCUGAGGUUACAGGCAUGAGCCACCACACCCAGCCGUGCCUGCUGUUGUUCAAGUGCCUUUAACUCAGCAUAGUCCAUAUGCCAGAGCUGCAUAUUUUGGAGCAGUGUGUUCUGAACUUCAGCCACUCAGGUUUCGUCAGUUGUCCCAACAGUGUCCUUUAUAGAGAGAUCCAAUCACACAUUUCAUAUGGAUCUCAAGUUCUUUAGUCUCCUUCACACUUGAUUGGUUCCUCAACUUUUCUGUGAUUUCCAUGACCUUGACGCUUUUGAAAAUUACUUGACAGUUAUAUUGUUGAAGGUCCCUCAGUGAGUUUGUUGAAUGUUUCCUCAUGACUAGGUUCAGGCUAUGCUUCUGUGACAUUCCUGUCACUGAAGCCAUGUUUUUCUUGUUGCACUCUGUUAAGUAGCAGCUGAUUUGUUUUUGUCCUAUUAUUAAUGAAAACCUCUAUCACUUGAUUAAGGGGUUGGCCGGUUUUCGCCAUUCUAAAGUUACUAAUUUUCCCUUUGAAAUUAAUUAGCAUUUUGUGGGGAGACACUUUGAGGUUAUGUAAGUAUCCCCUUACUCAUCAAAGCUUUAAUUCAUUAUUUGUAUCUGUAUCAACUCCUAUUUUAAUCAAUGGGUUAUAAUCCAUUGCUAUAAAUGGUUCUUUUAUUGUUCAAAUUGGGCUCAAUUUGACUAGUUGGAACCCAUUCAAGCUGCAUUUGGAGUUCUUUGGAGGUUUUUAGAGGGGAGGGGUUCUCAGUUUUUAAAAAUAUUUUAUUUGAGACAGGGUCUCACUCUGUCACCCAGGCUGAGUGCACUGGUGCUUUCACAGCUCACUGCAGCCUCAACCUCCUGGGCUUAAGCCAUCCUCCUGCCUCAGCCUCCCAAGUAGCUGGGACUACAGGGGUGCAUCACCACAACCUGCUGUUUUUUUUUUAGGAGAUGGGGGUCUCACUGUGUUGCCCAGGCUAAAAUUUUAUUUUUAAUUGACAAAUAAUAAUUGUAUAUAUUUGUGGGGUACAAUAUGAUGUUUUGAUACAUGUUUACAUUGUGGAAUGAUUAAAUCAAGCCAAUUAAUAAAUCAGUUACCUCACAUACUUAUCAUUUUUUUGUGGUAAAAACACUUAAAAUUAUUUUAGCAAUUUCCAAAUAUACAGUGAAUUAUUUAUUACAGUCACCAUUCUGUGCAGUACAGCACUAAAGCUUAGUCCUCCUAACAGAAAUUUUGUACUCUUUUAUCAACAUCUCCUCUUUCUUAUACUCUCCACUCCUCCUGCCCGUGGUAACCACCAUUCUACUCUGCUUGUUUUUUUUUUUUUUUUUCUUUUGAAGACAGGGUCUUGUUCUGUCUUCCAGGCUGGAGUUCAGUGGCACAUUAAUAGCCCACUACAGCUUCAAUAUGCUGUGCUCAAGCGAUCUUCCCACCUCAGCCUCCUGAGUAGUUGAGACUAGCUAAUUUAU
Messenger RNA from Gorilla gorilla gorilla (western lowland gorilla), 2857 nucleotides. RefSeq names its product NADH:ubiquinone oxidoreductase subunit A12 (gene NDUFA12). Gene Ontology annotation, cellular component: respiratory chain complex I; membrane. Gene Ontology annotation, biological process: response to oxidative stress. Lineage: Eukaryota; Metazoa; Chordata; Mammalia; Primates; Hominidae. Bases 73 to 453 code for a protein of 126 amino acids. The record is from RefSeq and is a predicted model, not a curated record. The transcript is spliced from 4 exons.